Messenger RNA from Coregonus sp. 'balchen', 5495 nucleotides. NCBI's taxonomy places the organism in Eukaryota, Metazoa, Chordata, Actinopteri, Salmoniformes, Salmonidae. The record is from the annotation of a GenBank genome assembly.
CAACUGGCAGCUGACAUGGCUGGUUGUCUGCAAAGGACAGGACUUUGUAAAGGGCAGGCACGUUUGUUGAGAUGCCUCUUUGUGCUUUUCACUCUGGGCUUCUGCUUUUCCUCUGUGGACGCGGAGCCCCACCAAUUCGACCCGGCGUUCCUCUAUCGACAACGACAAGGACCUAAUGCUGACAGCAUCAUCGUGGCCAACAAUGGCCUCCGUGUUCCCUUCGGGAGGUCUGUGUACCUGGACCCUGUCAAUGACCUGGUGACCGAGGUGCAGCCCGGAGACCGCUGCUCCAUCACGGUCCUGGAGAAUGAUCCACUGGCCCAAAAACCCGGAAUGCUUAGCCCUAAGAAGUUUCCCUGUGCGUUUGGCGAUGAUGAGGUGAAAUACACUCAUUUUGGUUCCCGGAGCCCCAGUAAAGACAGGGUGAAGCUGCAGCUGCGCUACGACUCCCAGACGGACACGGUGGUCAUCCCCUUCAUGCUGGAGGUGGAGGUGGUCUUCCAGCAGCUGGAGGUCCUCACCAGGAACAUGCCCCUGGCUGUGGACAAGCUCAACGGCAACAGCAACCCCAUCGACAAAAAGGGCCUGGAGUUUUCCUUUGAGGACGGCGUCACUCAGUGCAAGGUUGCCACGCUGGUCGGCGCCGGCGGUCUCCCCAGGUAUGGCACCCUUUUAAAUAAUUCCACUAAUGGCCAGAUGAUGGAUUGUGGUGAGUUUCUUAAGCAAGGCAUUCGCUACAAGCACACAUCCACCACCAACUCUCCUAACAGAGACUAUAUCCCCAUGUUGGUAGAGCUGCAGGAUAAUGAGGGAAACACCAUCAUGCAGGAGCAUUUCCAGAUCAUGGUUAGAAUCAGAGAGGGCACAGAGAACACCUCUCCUAAGCCUAGUUUUGUUGCUAUGAUGAUGAUGGAGAUUGAUCAGUUUGUGAUGACAGCUAUCACCAGUGAUAUGUUGGCUGCCGAGGACGUUGAAUCUGAUCCAGACGACUUAAUCUUUAACAUUACGUCCCCCCUGGGCCAUCAGCAAGGCUACAUCAUCAGUACAGAUGAUCAGAACCUCCCCAUCACCUCGUUCUACCAGAGAGACAUGAAAGAUUUGAAGAUAGCCUAUAAGCCUCCAUCCGAGGAUUCAGAAGUAGAGAGGAUUUUCCAGCUCGAGUUUGAAAUUGUAGAUACAGAGGGUGCCGUCUCUGAUACAUUUGCCUUUAUGAUUGUGGUGAAGCCUAUGAAUACUCUGGCUCCCGUAGCAACCAAGAACACAGGGCAGCUUUUGUUUGAGGGCCAGUCCAGAUCUCUUUCCAGCUCUCACAACUUAGAGAUCAGUGAUGAAGAUAACCUGGACGAUGUGAAAAUCACAGUGGUGGACGGCUUGAAGCAUGGCGAGCUGACGGUGCUCGGCUCGCGCAGGAAAUUCUUCACACCUGCUGAUUUAGAUGCCGGCAUCGUGGUUUACCAGCACGACGGCAGUGACACCUACAGCGACAACAUCAUUUUUAGAAUGACUGAUGGCAGCAAUGAGGUUGAGUUUCUGUUCCCUAUCACUAUAGCCCCCACCGACGACGAACCCCCUAUUAUCAAUGCAAACACCGGCCUGGUGCUUUUCAAGAAUGAAAUCAUGCAGAUUUCCCCCUUCAUUCUGAGCGCCACAGACAUAGACUCAGAGGACUCUACCAUUAAAUUCAUCCUUGAGGCCCCAUACUCCACUGUGGGGGAGCUUCUCCUCAGACAGGUGGAGCCUCCCUCUGACCCCUCUCUCUGGAAGUUCAGUGAGACAGAUGAGAUGUUUGAACAGGUGGUGACCGAAUGUUUCCAGCAGGACAUUCUAGAUGGGAAGCUCUUCUACCGCCACAUUGGGCCUCACAGCACCACCACUGUGAUGGAUCAGUUUGUGUUCCGCGUCCAAGACGACAAUAACCCACCAAACCAGUCCGGUGAGCAUACCUUCACCAUUAAAAUCCACCCGGUGGAUGACCUCCCACCAGAGCUCUACCCAGAGACCACGCUUCACAUGACAGUGCAAGAGUAUGAGCUGACCCACUUCAAGAAGACGUUUUUGCGUUACACAGAUCUGGACUCGGAUGACAGGGAUCUGAAAUACACCGUCACCAAGCCCCCCACUGACACAGAUGAGAACAACCCGGCCCCCCUGGGUGAUAUUGUUCUGACUGACAGUCCCGACUCAGUGAUCAGUGAGUUCACACAGGCCCAGGUCAACCACCACAAAGUGGCCUACAAGCCCCCAGACCAGGAACUGGGCAUCACUCCAAAAGUCCUUCAGUUCACAUUCAUUGUGGAGGACACUGCUGGGAAUUCAGUAGAUGGACUAUUCACUAUUUUCUUACAGCCCGUUGACAACAAGCCCCCCUUUAUCACCAACACUGGUUUCACUUGUCAGGAGAGAAGCACGUACAUCAUCACUAAGAACGAGCUCGAUGCCACCGACCAGGACACAGAAGAUGAAAAUAUCAUAUUCACUGUGACCCAGAUUCCCCGCUAUGGGCAGCUGCAGUAUUUAGGGAUCGAUAUGUCGAACAGUGAGACAUUCGUCCUGGAGGACAUCGAAAAUGGCCGUAUUGCCUACAUCCACGGCGGGGAGGAAAGCCUCAGCGACGUUAUCAAGUGUGACGUCAGCGACGGCUUCCAUGAGGUACCUAUCAUCAUCAAGAUCUCCAUUAACCCAGUUGAUGACGAGACCCCCACCAUCAUGCUCCCUGCCGGCCUCCUAGGGGCAUCCAUCGAUGUCCUGGAGAACGGGGCAACUGAAAUCACCAGCAACGUCAUCCAGGGCCGCGAUGAAGACACUGACGACCUCAUGCUGACCUUCAUCGUUGAGGAGCCCCCCAGGCUCGGUGAGAUCCUAGUGAGCGGUGCCCGCGCCGAGAGGUUCACCCAACAGGACAUCAUCAACGGUAUGGUGGUAUAUGCCCACACUAGUGGUGAGAUCGGAUCCUUCAAAGAGCAUGACUCCUUCAACCUCACCAUCUCCGACAUGUCCGAUGAAUGGGUUGUCGGGGGCAACAAGGUCCAAGGAGUCCGGGUGCUCGUCACUAUCCUGCCCGUCGACAGCAUCCCACCUAUCGUCAGCGUUGGGGAGCAGUUUGUGGUGAUAGAAGGGGAGAAGAACGUCAUUACUCUGGAUCACAUUAUGGCUGAGGAUAUGGACACAGAAAAUGACGACAUCCUGUGCACCAUCAUCGUCCAAUCAACAUCCGGGUACGUGGAGAAUAUCUCCCCAGCUCCAGGUUCUGAGAAGUCCAGAGCAGGCACCGCCAUCACCGCCUUUAGCUUCAAAGAUGUCUUCCUCGGUCAUAUCUACUACGUCCAGAGCAUCCACAAAGGUGUGGAGCCUGUGGAAGACAGGUUCACCUUCCGUUGCUCUGACGGCAUCAACUUCUCUGAUCGCCACUUCUUCCCCAUCGUCAUCAUCCCUGCCAAUGAUGAGAAACCAGAGAUCUUCAUCCGUGAGUUUGUCGUGAUGGAGGGCAUGAGUCUGGUCAUUGACACACCCAUCCUGAACGCGGCUGAUGCAGACAUUCCAGGGGACGAACUGGAGUUUGAGAUCAUACAGAACCCCAAGCAUGGCAAGAUAGUUCAGCAGCUUUCAACGGGCACAGUCCCUGUUGUCAAGUUCUCCCUGGAACAGAUCAAUGAGGCCUCCAACAUCGUCUAUGAACACGACGACUCAGAGACCAAAGAAGACAGCUUCGACGUUAGGCUCACAGACGGGAAACACACAGUGGAGAAAAAGAUUCUCAUCAUGGUGAUUCCUGUCAAUGACGAGACACCGAGAAUGGCCAUCAAUGACGGACUGGAGGUUGAGAUCGGAGAAACCAAAAUAAUCAACAACAGGGUCAUGAAGGCUACUGAUCUGGACUCGGAAGACAAAGAGCUCAUCUACGUUGUGCGCUAUGGCCCAAGCCAAGGCUAUCUCCAGCGUAUCACCAAGUUUGGACACGUUGUAGGCAACAUCACCCUCGACAUGAACUUCACCCAAGACGAAGUCGACAAAAACCUGAUCCAGUAUGUGCAUACGGGCCAGGAGGGUGUACGCGACCUGUUGAAGUUUGACGUUACCGACGGCAUUAACCCCCUUAUCGACCGAUACUUCUACAUCAACAUCGGAAGCAUCGACAUGGUCUUCCCCGAUGUCAUCAACAAAGGUGUGACUCUAAAAGAAGGGGGCAAAGUGACCCUCACCACUGACCUGCUCAGCACCACUGACAUCAACAGCCCAGAUGAGUUCCUCAGCUUUAGCAUCACACGUGCCCCUAGCAGAGGCCAUCUUGAAUGCACUGACCUCCCAGGUGUGCCCAUCUCCACCUUCACCCAGCUGCAGCUGGCCGGCAACAAGAUCUACUACAUCCACACAUCUGACGAUGAGAUGAAGAUGGACAGCUUUGAGUUCGAGGUGACGGACGGCUACAACCCCGUCUUCCGCACCUUCAGAGUAUCCAUCACGGACGUGGACAACAAGAAACCUGUCCUGAGCGUCCACAAGCUGCUGUUGGGAGAGGGCGAGAACAAGCUCAUCACCCCAUUCGAGUUGACCGUGGAGGACCGUGACACCCCAGACAACCUGCUGCGCUUUGUGGUCACCCAGGUUCCGGUUCAUGGCCAGUUGCUGUUCAAUGGCACCCAGCCAAUCAACACCUUCACCAAGCAGGACCUGAAUGAGAACCUCAUCACCUACAAGCACGAUGGCACCGAGUCCAAUGAGGACAGCUUCUCGUUCACCGUCACCGACGGCACACACAACGACUUCUACGUAUUCCCUGAUACCGUGUACGAGACACGUAAGCCUCAGAUGAUGACCAUUCACAUCAGCACUAUUGACAACGGGGUCCCCCAGAUUGUGGUCAACAAGGCUGCCCCCUCGCUAAGGGUUCUGCAUACCGGCCACCUUGGCUUCCUGAUCACCAGCAAGGCCCUGAAGUCCGAGGAUCGAGACAGCCCUCACAAAGUCCUCAAGUACUCCGUGGCCGAGGCCCCACUGCACGGCUUCAUCAUGAACAACGCGCUGGGCAAUGACAGCAUCAAGGCCUUCACACAAGGUAAGACUAGCAUUUACUAUUACAUAUAUAUAAAAAUUUGGAAAAAGUGAACGAACAAUCAAAACAAUUAAAAUCUGACAAACAUACUUUUAUUCAUUUUAUUCUAAAUUGAUUUAAGUUCUGUACUUUGGGAAAAUUAUGUUUACAAUAUCAGUAAGCCCAGGAUUCACACUCCUGUCAGAAUCAGUAUUGUAAUGCCUUUGUCUUUGACAUCAUCUAAAGUGAUGCCUGAGGGCUCUAAGUAACCUUCAGUAAAAAGUGGAGAAAUCAUCUCAGAUGUUCAAAAGAAUGUAGAGAUUCUCCUAUUCACCCUUUCAUGUCAUCAGCUGAUAUCGACGAAAUGAAGAUUUGCUACGUGCUGCUUGAUGGUAGCAACGCCACAAGUGAUAUCUUCUACUUCACCGUAGAAGAUAACGGUAAGACCCUCUUUAUUCAUCUUUGA